Molecule: messenger RNA, 1485 nt
Organism: Blepharisma stoltei
Lineage: Eukaryota; Ciliophora; Heterotrichea; Heterotrichida; Blepharismidae
Source: the annotation of a GenBank genome assembly
AUGAUUUUGGAGUUCUUGAGAGCUGAAAAUUUAUACUUAUGGGUACUUAAUGGUAUUAUUAGCAUAAUAGAUUUUUUUAUAUUUAAAUUGAUUAAUAAUAAAUAUUGAUAAUCAGCAUUAUACUAAUGCAGAAUAUUCAUAAAAACAAAAGAAUUCAACGUGAAAGAUUUUUGCUGAAUGCUGAAAGACGAAAUUUUCUGGAAAAAAACUAUUGAAAUUCUAAAGCAGAGAAAUUAUUAUUUUGCCGAAAUUUGAAGUUUCGGGAUUUUUCACAACGAUAUUAGCAUUAUUCGUGAGUUAAUGAGCAUGAACAAGCAGAUUUCAACAGAGCUUGGGCGAUUUUUUGAUUCAUCAAUAAUAACAACUGACAAAGGAGACUACAUUCAUUUAGAGUAUGAUCCAUUAAUAAAUACAAGAGCCCAUAAAUUGGGGAAAAAUCCAAGAAUAGCCAAUAUAGAAUUUAAAAAUUCUUAUAGAGCCUUUUUAGAAUUACUAUAUACCAUUUUAUGUAUAAUGAAAUCUCUGUUUGCAAAUAAUCAGCAGCGAAUAUAGAGGAAAAAAAAUCAUUAUAAAUUAUAUUUUCUAUUAAAUAUGAUAUGUGAAAAAGGAAGCCUUGAUAUUUCAGAUCAACUCUGCUUUGUCCAAUAUUUAGCUUACCAAGACCGCAUUUCUGAAGCUAAAGAAAUUUUUGGCACAAUCCCUCUCCAUCCUUCAACUGAAAAGCCUGGCUCAUCAUAUUUGCAAAUCCAAUAUGAUUACUUUUGCUGCUAUUUUGACCCUGAAAUGCUGCCCAUAAUAUCAGCUUUAUAUGAAAAUUAUCCAAUAGAAUCAUGGAGAAAAUUAUUCAACGAAGCAGCCAAAUUUUCAAGAGAAACUCAAGACCAAGAUAUUUCUAUACUUGACCCUCAAGAAAAAGAGCCUACAUUGAUGUUUUCUAUAGAAAAAGAUUACAUAAGUCUGCAGUACAAAUGGGUUAAAGCAUGCAAAAUCCGAUUUUAUCGAGUUGAUUUAGAAAUCUUAUUCUCAAAAAAUCCAUUUUUCAUUGGAAAUUCUCAACAUUUUAAAUACGUUAAGCCAUAUUUUGAUAUAGAAAUAAAUUUGCAAGAUGAUGGAGAAGCAAAAAUAAAAAUUCCUGAGCUGCUUAUAGGGCAAAAUAUUGUUAUUGAAAUUGAUUAUGGCGUGUAUACAGUGUCGAAGUCUCAUUUUUCUGCGAAUUUAAAAUUCAAUUUGAUUGAGAGGUAUGGGAUUAUUAAAAUUAUGAAUGAAAAUUUGGCACCGAUAGCAGGAGCUUAUAUAAAAGUGUUUGUAAAGCAGAAAAUCGGAGAUAUUAAGUUUUAUAAGGAUGGGUAUACAGAUAUAAAAGGAAAAUUUGAUUAUGUGUCGCUAAAUGUUAAUAAGAUAUCAGAAGCUGAACGAUUUGCAAUUUUAGUAGUCGAUGAAGAGCUUGGAUCUUUGGUUUUGGAAGCAAAUCCACCUCCUCAAUAA